Molecule: messenger RNA, 4788 nt
Organism: Rhinolophus ferrumequinum (greater horseshoe bat)
Lineage: Eukaryota; Metazoa; Chordata; Mammalia; Chiroptera; Rhinolophidae
Gene: CRKL
Product: CRK like proto-oncogene, adaptor protein
Exons: 3
Coding region: 501-1412 (303 amino acids)
Biological process (GO): positive regulation of ERK1 and ERK2 cascade
Molecular function (GO): protein binding
Source: RefSeq, a predicted model, not a curated record
GGAGGGGGAGGUGGCCGGCGGCUUAUCUCGCGUCCGCCAUUUUGUUGCUGUAGCUCUUGGGAACCGGCUGGGCAAAACCGCCCUAGAGGCGCGACGCUCUUUGGACUCCGGUGUUUGGUGUGUCAGCGGGGGUUGGCGCAGAUCCGUGGGAGCGCAGAGCCGACGCGUUUCAGGUCAGGAGUGACUGGAGGCACCCACGGACGCCGAGCAUCCCGAGAACCCCGGGGCGGCCUCUGCUGCGGCUCGGCUUCACCCGCCCCGACCUCAGGCUCUGCCCGGCAUUCCCCGAGCCGGCUCCCUCCGUGAGGCGGCCCCGGAGCAGGCGGGCGGAGGCGGAGGAUGCUGCGGGCCCAGAGCCAAGAGGAAGGUGCUGGCUCGGCCCUCUAAGCGCGCCUUGAGGUGUGCCGAGAGGCCCUUCUUCGGUCCCAAAGCCGUCUGGCGGGCAAAGGCGUCCAGAGCGGGCAAGAGCAGCCGCCGCCCCAGAGCGCCUGCCCGACACCAUGUCCUCCGCCAGGUUCGACUCAUCAGACCGUUCCGCCUGGUACAUGGGGCCGGUGUCUCGCCAGGAGGCGCAGACCCGGCUCCAGGGCCAGCGCCAUGGCAUGUUCCUAGUCCGCGACUCCUCCACCUGCCCGGGGGACUAUGUGCUGUCGGUGUCCGAGAACUCGCGGGUCUCCCACUACAUCAUCAACUCGUUGCCCAACCGCCGUUUUAAGAUCGGGGACCAGGAGUUUGAUCACUUGCCGGCCCUACUGGAGUUCUACAAGAUCCAUUACCUGGACACCACCACGCUUAUCGAGCCCGCGCCCAGGUAUCCAAGCCCACCAAUGGGAUCUGUAUCAGCACCCAACCUCCCUACAGCAGAAGAAAAUGUGGAAUAUGUACGGACUCUGUAUGAUUUUCCUGGAAAUGAUGCUGAAGACCUGCCCUUUAAAAAGGGUGAGAUCCUGACGAUAAUAGAGAAGCCUGAAGAACAGUGGUGGAGUGCCCGAAACAAGGACGGCCGGAUUGGGAUGAUUCCCGUCCCUUAUGUUGAAAAGCUUGUGAGAUCCUCACCACACGGAAAGCAUGGGAAUAGGAAUUCCAACAGUUACGGGAUCCCAGAACCUGCUCAUGCGUAUGCUCAACCUCAGACCACAACUCCUCUACCUGCGAUUUCUAGUACUCCGGGAGCAGCGAUCAACCCCUUACCAUCCACACAGAAUGGACCUGUCUUUGCAAAAGCAAUCCAGAAAAGAGUACCCUGUGCUUAUGAUAAGACCGCCUUGGCAUUGGAGGUUGGUGACAUUGUGAAAGUCACAAGGAUGAAUAUAAACGGCCAGUGGGAAGGCGAAGUGAAUGGGCGCAAAGGGCUUUUCCCCUUUACGCAUGUCAAAAUCUUUGACCCUCAAAACCCAGAUGAAAACGAGUGAUUGAUGUUGCCCUGUUUCCUGCUGCUUCAUCGUUCUCCCCGUCCAUACAUAGUUUCCUUUGAGUGGGAAAGCAUCUGUCGCAUAGGCGAGUCACACUGCAUUGCCGACGUCCAGCUUUCUGCAGACUGGCGGACUCUACCCGUUUGGAAUGCACAGUGGCUGCCUCGGCGUUUGUAUCAUAGUCAUAAUUGUCAGAGAGGAGCCAAUUGUAGAGUUCUUUUGGAUCAUAAACUGGAAAUACUGGUGGAAGCACACAAGUGAAGAGAAUUGACAAGGAAAGGGUCUUCUCAUCACUACCCUGUUUGUUGUACUUGUGACUGAUUCUGCCAUGUUCAUGAGCGAAAGCUUGAGGCUGUGGCGAGACAUUUCACGUUGCUGUUCCUUAAAGCAGUGGCUCAGUCACCAUUUUGUUUUUCCUUGGAAGAACAGAGCAAAGUGACCCUUAUGAGGGAAUUCUGUCCUCAACUCCCUAAAUCUGGCUUUGCUUUUUUUUUUUCCUUUUGGUUUGAUUUUGGAAGACGUAAUUAGACUUGUGUAUCCUAAGAGGUUUUUAAGUAGCAGGUUGGGUUUUUAUAUUAUCACAAGGAAUGGCACAAGCCUCUGAGCUUUUAAAUUAAAGCUGCUGUAACUACAGGAAUAUGAAAAGAAAAAAAAAACCCUGAAGUAGAGGCCUUUAUUGUCUUGGUUGCCAACAGUACCUUGUUUUGCCAUGCAGCAAACAACACACAAAAAUCAGCAGUCGUGUGCCAAGCUGUGUGGGCAGCCUCUGGGAUUGUGUAGUUCCCAGCAGCAACACGUGGAGGGCGAUUUGGGGGAAACCUGUGCUUACCUUGUUUGUCCGUGACGGGCAUUGGUGGUAGUGGGGCGCUUGGCUGGUUUUCUGUUGUGUUUCAGAGAAUGUACCUGUUGAACUUCAAGUUUGUACAAGUUGAACUUGAAGUAUAAGACUUCAAGUUUCUUUAAAAAGUGAGGUCGUUCAUAGAAUCAUUGAAUUCAUGAAUGAAUCUUUAAAUCCUACUCUCUGAAGCCCAAUCCUCUCUGCCCCCGCCCAAGCUCACCAGGCUGCCAGAGAAAGACGGUUCUGCUAAUCCUGGCUCCACUGUCCGUGUGCUCGCGAUGCUCCCAAGCAAAGAAAAUGCAGGCCCUGGAAAUGUGUUAAUGCGUUUGAUGUCUAAUGUUGUCGUGACGAGGGGGAACCAUUAACCAGUUUAUCAUUAACCAUUUACCAGUUUGAUGUUCCAGUUUUCCCGUUAGCUGAAAGAGGCCUGUUUAUACAAGCUGGCUGGUACCAAUGUGUGACUGAUACCUUGUCUGCUGGCUCUAGCAGACAAGAAUUCUGAAACCUUCCUGCAGUUUUCAGUCUGCUCUAUAUUCUGGACACUGACGAAGACAGGCCUCAGCUCAGAAGGAAUACAGCAGACCUAGAGAUGUAGCAGCCACCUAAUGAGCAGCUCUGUGUCAUUUACUGAACAUCUGCUACAACCAUGGCCCUGUUUCCCAAGGGUCUUAGGUUUUGAGGGUUACAGCAAUAUAUUCUGGUGACAGAAUCAGCAAAACAACAAUUCUUCGAUUUCUCUUUAAAUCAGUAUUCUGUCAGGCAGGUAACCGCCAUAUUAAAGAAUCUUGAGAGUCCUGCUGUGUGACAAAAUUGAUGGUCAGUUGGAAAAACUAUCACUGUGGCUGCCCGUCUGGGGUUUUCCUGAAAAAGACAGCAACCGGCUCUUCCUAAUCAGUGAGAACUGGGGUCACCUCUGGUUCGGAAGGUAUCCGUCCAAUUGCAGUUGCCUCUUGUUUGGAAUUCAGGCCUGAUCUAGCACCCACAACAAGUGACACGUGUGUGACAGGAUCCCCACACUCUGCCUGGAAACAGCGCUUGCCUUUCAGCCAGUGACUCAGUACUUGAGGGGAGUGUCUCGCAGACACUGGUGGAAUAUGUGCCUUGUUCACAGAGGGCACAAACCACAAGGCUUUUUUAAACUAAAUUUAGCAGAGGGGCUUGGCACCUUUUAUGGCAGUGCUUGGCUCCAAAUAUAAGAAGUAAAUGACCCUUUUGGAAAGCAUGGUUCCCUUUCAGUCGUAUCUGCUGACCGAUAUAGCAAGACCCUGCAGCAUGUGGAGCACUUGAGAAUCAGGUUUGGCUGCCCAGUAAGUCUGCUCAUCACUUGCGCCCGCAGCCAUGUCUCCACAACUGCCCAGGAGAUUUGGAUCCUAAAAUCAGCUGAGCCUUAAGUUCUGAACUCUCAAGAUACGUGCCAAAAGUAGGACCUUUUUGACUUAGAACCUUAUUAGUUUUUUAAUCGGGCAGGGAAAUUCUUUUUCACACUAAAUAUACAGAAAACAGCACCCCCACCUCAGCUUCAUGCCUAGGUUCCCCAGUUGGGCUGGGAAACUGCUUCAGAAAGCAGUGUGAAUCUUCCAGAGGAGCUGCCUUCCCUCUUUUAAGAUUGUUAAUUAUUGCUACUUGCUCUGCUCUGCUCUUUGUCAUUUAAGAAAAUAUUUGAAAGUUAAAUUAACUCAGUUGGGAAGUGAACAAAUUACAUCCUAAAGGGCAUUGACAGUUUGAUUCAAAGUUUAUUUAUCCUGGGAAGGACCUUCCAACGCAGGAAUCAUCCUUGGCGUUUCUGUGCGGUGUGGUACCCCCUGAUGACAUGGUAACGAAGAGGAGGAUGCAUUGACUGGCUGCCAUUUGACGACUUUGGUCGCCCAGACGAGACACCUAUACUCAUGGUUGGGAAACUGAAAGGAGGGAAGGACAACUGCUCCCCCCUUGGAGCUCAAGCAUCCCUGGCACUGUGCUAACUUUCUUUUACAGCUGUUUACAGACAAGGCAGGCCAAGCAGACGGCCACUGCUCUUGUAAUGUUUGCUCAGAGGAAUAUGAACACGUUAUUUUUGAAAAGGGAUGAUAUGUUUUUGUGCCAGGUGUUUAUAAUUUAAUCCUUUAAUAUUAUGUUCAUUAACCUCUUAAAAAUGAGUGAAUUCUUGUUUUAACACAGUACCUAAGACUAAUGCUUUCUGUGGACACCACUGAGCUCUGCCUCAAACUCCACCCUCUGGGACCCGAGAGCAGUGUCCCAGUAACUGCUGUCAGUGUGGACACUGAGCUAGUUGUAUAUUCUGAAGGAGUAGGACAGUUCUCUGAGACAGGGUCGUUGUCUCUGCAGGAGGAACAGUGGCCUUGCUUCUAGACAGUCUUCACUGUGUGUUUUCAAACAACAAAAACAACAGAAAACUCUUUUGACCUGUAACUUAAAGAUCAUAAACUUCAGGCAAUAAUAUUUUCUGUGUAAGCUUUUAAAAUUAUUUUUGGGGAUCAUAGCUUGUUUUAUUUUGUGCUAUAAAAUUAACAGUAUUAAAUGACCUAUAUUCUUAGAAUA